GUGUCCAUUUACACAACCGCCUCGCGCGCUUUUCAGAUGCUCGGCGCGCUCCUAGUUUGACCACAGAGUAGAAGCGAAUCGUACAAUUCCCUGCCAUGCUUUCGAUCACCCUCUUGCUGCAUUUGCUCGCCUGCGCGAGCAGUGUACCUCUCGAGGAUUUCUUUCCUUUUGGCGAAGGAACCGGGGAUGUUAAGAUUCCAGACAGAAAGCAUAUGUUUGGUGAUGUGUUUAACCUCUACUCUACCUACUCGUUUUACAACCAAGACUACAACGAUCUACGGGUAUACACCGAUGGAAUUAUUACCCUUGGAAAACAUACUUUCUCCGAGGAAAGACACAGGAGAUACCCAUUUCCUCCUUCUACGCCAUCCAUUGCAGUGUUUUAUUCACCUGUGGCCCUGGUAGAUUCCAGUGCAAUAUUUUUUAGACAGACAAGGAAUGAAACUAUAUUAAAGAAAGCUUCAAAAUAUGUUCGAUCUAGUUUUAUCAAUAAUGAGGGAUUUCUAGCUAAAGGUGUCGUUAUCUCUACAUGGAAGGAUGUUGUACAGCGUUCCGCGGAUGGAAAACUUACCAACCAGACGAACACAUUUCAAGUUGUUCUCAUAACAGACGAGAUAAAUACGUUUAGUGUGUUUAACUACAAAGACGAUGGCUUACAGUGGAUCAAAGGCUAUCAUGUACGGUACCAGGGCAAAAGAUAUCGUGAUGCACAGGUCGGCUUCAGUGCGGGGGACCUAGUGAGGACAUAUCUAUUGCCCGGUUCAGGAACCGAAGAAGUCAGAUUCUUGUUUGAAAAGUCCAACGUACAGCAUGCAGGACAAUGGAUAUUCAAAAUUGGUUGGAAAAACAUGGGAACCUUGAAUGUGGAUGCAGCGGAUAGCUACAGCCCCAAGAACUCGAAAAUAUCGCGCUUUUUCAUACCUGACCAGUAUUUCCAAGGAUGUUUCAAAGUACACGGUUACAUUUCAUCUCGAAACACGAGUCAAAUAUGGCGCGGAGUGGGUAUUCGGUCAUGCAUGAUUCUCUGCCACCAGAGAAACCAAAAGUAUGCGGCGCUCCAUGACGGCAACGAAUGUGCCUGUAUGGGCGACAAAGAGUUUUGGGGGCUGCAGAAAUUGCCAACCUCGUCUUGUAAAGUACGAUGUGUUGUAAAUGAGGAGGAUUUCUGUGGUGGAAAAAACUCUGUUUCGCUGUUUUACGCUGUUGCUAGCUCCAUCUUGUCUGCUGAUGAGAAUUCUGAAAGAAUUGCUGAUAUCGAUGAAUGCGAAGACGGAGUAGCCCGAUGCCAUCCAAAUGCUAUAUGUAAGAAUAUCGCGCCAGGUUUCUGUUGCCAAUGCAACGAUGGUUACUUUGGAAAUGGUGUUGACUGUGUGAAGGAAGGCACUACAGUUCGUUUAAGUGGGAAGUUUUAUGGGAGUGUAAACAGUGUAGAAAUCAAUGGCCUCACCCUAGAUGUUAUCGCUAUCAGUAAAGAUGGUCGUGUCUACGCAGUGAUGCGGAACCCACCGCCCGCUUUAGUGCACUUUUUGAAGAUUCUUACUCCGUUAAUUGAUGCUGUUGGUUGGAUGUAUGGUGUGAGGAAAGCCAAGGGCGUUCCUAAUGGAUUCGGCGUCGUUGGAGCUAAGAUUAAAAGAAGUGUAGUUGUUACAUUUGACUCUGGUGAAGAAUUACGCAUAACUCAGAAGUUCAUGGGUAAAAAUCCCAGCGGUCGUCUUAAUGCCUUGGAUACGACGAUAAACGGAUCAAUUCCCAGCAUCGACCCUUACUCUGUCGUCAGAAUGGAACCUUUCAAAGUAGUGUAUCGACGCGAAGACCGUGGAAAAGUGGAAUCCAUAGGAUCUGUCGCGUUUCGAGUCGGAGAUGAAACUUAUGGCUUCUCAGUCCAGCAAAUUAUCGAAUACGAUGAGCUAAAAGGAUGCGGCCAUGGAUUCUAUAGCUUUGAUGUGGAGUCCAGAGUGCUGCUGACCAAAUAUGACUCCAAACAAAAGUAUUCAUCCGUGGCCAUCCUCUCUAAUAUCGUCAACGCUUCCCUGCCGGACGCUCAAGGCCUACAAGGGAAUGGUAAUCCGUGUGGGCUCCAAAAAGAGACUUGUCACUCAAAAGCAAAAUGUGUGAGUGAUAACGGUGUUGAGAAGUGUCGUUGUAACGAUGGUUACCAAGGUGACGGUGUCAAAUGCGAAGGAUUUCAGUGUCCUAAAUGUCAUCCAGAGGCAAAGUGCGUUAAGGGCGUGGCUGUUUGGCAAUGCAAGUGCAAUCCAGGAUUCCAGGGGGAUGGACUUAAUUGUGAACCUGAUGGUACGUGCGAGGGAGUGACAUGUAGUUCGAAUGCCAAGUGCCUAUAUACAGAGGAAAACUCGAGGAAAUGUGUCUGUGAUUCAGGAUACCAAGGCGACGGAGAGAGCUGCUCUCCCCGUGAUAAAUGUAAAGGGGUUACCUGUGGUGCCAAUGCUUCGUGCGAUUCCAUAGGAAACUGUGCUUGUGAGCGAGGUUUUCAAGGAGACGGACAGAAAUGUGAUGAUGUCAAUGAAUGUAAAGAACGCCCCAGCAAGUGCCACAAUGACGCUGACUGCUCAAACACCGUGGGCUCUUACACUUGCCAAUGUAAGGAAGGUUACCGCGGGGAUGGAUUUACAUGCGUUAAGGAUGAGGUGGUAUUGCUGUGCAAUGGUCAAAAAUGCCAUCCGCAAGCUCAGUGCCUUUCUUUUGAAAACGAGUUCAACCAAAGAUGUGUCUGUAGCAAUGGUUACCAAGGAGAUGGGGUCAGGUGCACUGAUGUUAAUGAAUGUUUAGAUAACGAUUGCGAUCCUUUCGCUGACUGCACCAACAAUGAAGGCUCGUACACUUGCAAAUGUAAGCAGGGAUACUCAGGAAGCGGAAAAGAGUGCACCAAAGAUUCCGACGGUGGUUGUAAUGGCAACAAGUGUCACCUGUAUGCCUCGUGUGAAGAAGAUCUUGACACGGGUAAAAAGGAGUGUCAAUGUCGGCUUGGCUUCAUUGGAAACGGGGUGGAUUGUGAAGACUUAGACGAAUGCGUUGUAUUGUUAAGCGAGGAAAUUUGUCCAGACAACAAAACCGAAUGCAGAAACAGUUUGGGAAGCUUUGAAUGUCUGUGCAAGCAAGGAUACAUGGAAGUCAACCGCAAGUGUAUCUCUGAUGACUCCUGCAUGGGUGUUCAGUGCCAUUCGGAUGCUAAAUGCGAUCCUAUCCGUGGUGGAUGCCUUUGCAAGCCUGGUUUCCAAGGGGACGGGAUUUUUUGCGAGGAUCAAAAUGAAUGCAAUGAUACUAGAAGUCCGUGCGACUUGAACGCAAAUUGCAUCAACACAAAUGGUCUUUUCGAGUGUGAGUGCAAAUCAGGAUUUGUGGGCGAUGGAUUACGGUGCGAAAGAGUCGAGGGUAGCUGUAAUGGCGUCGAUUGUGAUGCGCAUGCACAAUGUGUACAGCCCUUGGACGGUCCACCGAACUGUGCAUGCAUUAAAGGUUGGACUGGUGACGGGCAGACAUGCGCAGAUGUUGAUGAAUGUCAGCCCUUCGAGAAUUUGUGUCAUCCAUUAAGAGCUGAUUGCAUCAACACCGUGGGAUCAUACAACUGUCGCUGUAAGCCAGGCUACGAAGGAGAUGGCUUCAAUUGUAUAUCUGACGGUACUUGUGAUGGUGUUCAAUGUCAUGCUAACGCCACUUGCUUCAAGGCGUCUCCUGAGCAACGUGGAUCGUGUGUGUGCCGAGAUGGUUUGCAAGGCAACGGAACACAUUGCCAAGUUGCAAACUUAGGUUGUGGUGGAGUACCCUGCGAUGCUAACGCUAAUUGCACCCAGACGUCUUCGGAAGACCAGCCACAAUGCAUCUGUUUACUGGGGUGGACUGGUAAUGGUCAAACAUGUUUUGAUGUAGACGAAUGCCAGCCUUUCUUAAACAGCUGUCAUAGAAAUGGCGAGUGCGUCAACACCGAAGGUUCUUACCUGUGUCGCUGCAGGCCUGGUUUCCAAGGAGACGGACGUUACAGCUGUGUCUCGGACGAUACUUGUGACGGAACACGGUGUGACGCGAACGCCAGCUGUGUCUUCGACGAAGGCCGUCGACAAUGCGUUUGUAAAAGCGGUUGGACAGGAGAUGGAGCAAAUUGCUUUGAUGUUAAUGAAUGUGAGCCUUCUAAGAACACCUGCCACCUGGACGCCGACUGCAUUAACACCGAGGGAUCGUUUUCGUGCCGGUGCAGACGUGGUUACCGAGGCGACGGUAUUGCGUGCCUUUCUGAUGGUACCUGCGAAGGUAUAACUUGCGACUCUAACGCUGAAUGCAUCCGAGAGUUCCCCGAGCGACGCCGACAGUGCGUUUGUAAAGAUGGCUGGUUAGGUGACGGACGGAAUUGCUCUGAUGUUGAUGAAUGCCGGCUAUCUAAAAACAACUGCAGCUCAGACUCAGAGUGUUAUAACACCGAUGGUUCCUAUCUAUGUCGUUGUAGGCCUGGUUAUCAAGGAGAUGGCUUCGUCUGCGUUUCGGAUGGUUCAUGCGAAGGAGUGUUCUGUGACUCAAAUGCUGAAUGUCAACGAAACUCACCCGAAGGUCGUGGACAGUGCACGUGCAAAGAUGGCUGGGAAGGAGAUGGGCGAACUUGUUUCGAUGUUAAUGAAUGCCAGCCAUUUGGGAACAGAUGCCACCGAGAUGCGGAGUGCCUCAAUAACGAAGGCUCUUAUGAAUGUCGUUGUAGGCCUGGCUACAAAGGAAAUGGCUUCAGCUGCGUUUCGGACGGUACAUGUGAGGGUAAAAUUUGUGAUUCAAAUGCUGCUUGUUUCCGAAAGUUUCCAGAGGCGCGCCGACAAUGCCAGUGCCGAGAUGGUUGGCAAGGGGAUGGGUUUAGUUGUUCCGACGUCAACGAAUGUCAGUCAUCAAAUGAUACUGGCUGUCACUCAAAGGCGGAGUGCUUUAACACAGUAGGAUCUUAUGAAUGCCAAUGCAAGCCAGGUUACCUUGGUGAUGGCGUUAACUGCACGUCUGAUGGAUCGUGUGAUGGAGUCUACUGCGAUCCUAAUGCUGACUGCGAGGAGAGUUCUCCUGAUUUUGCACAUCAAUGCAUAUGCAGAAAAGGGUGGAGAGGGAACGGAACUAUAUGUGAGGACAUUGACGAGUGCUUAUCCCCAACAACCAAGUGUGACCUGAACGCUGAUUGUUUCAACAGCCCGGGUUCUUAUCAGUGUCGCUGCCGGCUUGGUUACCUUGGCAAUGGGACUCAGUGCAAAUCCGACGGCACGUGUGAUGGCGUGGUUUGUAGCCAACAAGGUGUAUGCGUGGCAAAAAUUGCAAGCAAGCGCGCCCAGCAUUGUGUUUGCGUAGAUGGUUGGAAAGGGGAUGGACGAAAAUGUGUUGACGUGGACGAAUGUCGAAUAAAUAGUAGCUGUCAUCAGCAUGCAGAUUGUCUCAACACUCCUGGAUCAUAUUCUUGCCGCUGUAGUCCUGGCUACCAAGGAAGUGGCUUUGAAUGUGAAUCUGACGGCACUUGUGCAGGUGAAGAUUGCCAUGUGAACGCCACCUGUCAAAAUUUGAUUCAAGGACCAAGCUGCGUGUGUAACAUUGGUUACCAGGGUCCUGGAACGUCCUGCGGUGAUGUCGACGAAUGCAGAACUGGUGACAGCGAAUGUCAUUCAGAAGCAGACUGCCUCAAUUCUAUUGGCUCCUACACAUGUCAGUGUAAGCCAGGUUACGAAGGCAGCGGAUUCACGUGUAAAUCCGAUGGCACAUGCGCCGGAGUAAGAUGUCACCCGGAUGCUACAUGCGAACCAAACUCGCCGCUUGGUCCAGUCUGCGUUUGCAAAGACGGUUAUCAAGGCGAUGGUCGAAAAUGUUCUGAUAUUGAUGAAUGUAGCAACGAUGUUGAUAAGUGUCACCCAGAGGCUGACUGUGCAAACACUUUGGGAUCCUACAACUGUUCUUGUAACCUGGGUUUUGAAGGAGACGGAUUCAACUGCAAACCGGACGGCACUUGCGCAGGAAUCGUGUGCGCCGCUGAUGCCGAAUGUUUGACGUUGUCAAACGGCGACAAAGUUUGUGAAUGUAAAGGCGGUUUCUCAGGAGAUGGUCUCAGUUGUAGAGACAUCGAUGAAUGCGCACAACUGAUCCACAAAUGCCACAGAAAGGCAACCUGCGUCAAUCGACCGGGCACAUACCGUUGCCGGUGUAAAAAAGGAUACUUUGGCGAUGGGUUCGACUGCUUAAGUGAUGGCACGUGUGAAGGUGUGGUGUGUGACCUCAAUGCCAACUGUGUGGCCCUCUAUGAAAGCGUCGAAUCGGAGAAAGAGUGUCGUUGUAAAGCUGGGUAUACUGGAAAAGGGAUAAUCUGCAGCGAUAUAAACGAAUGUCUGGAUAAAUCUGUCUGCCCUGAAAAAGCUGACUGUUUCAACUUGGCUGGAUCUUUCAUGUGCCAGUGCCUACCUGGUUACAAGAAGGUUGGAAAAACUUGCACAAAGGAAUGCAAACUUUGCCUGAAUGGUGGCUCUUGCUCUGAAAACAACACAUGCCAUUGCCCUCCCGGAUUCUCUGGUCAGCGGUGCCAGUGGCAUGGAGACGCUUCGCUCAUCUUCAGUAAAGGAAACAGUAUACAACGCAUGUCUCUUCCUCCAAGGCCAAAUGGUAUAGGAAUUAUUUACCAGCGGUCGGGCGCGGUACAUGUGGGAGUCGACUACGACUGUGUAGAGCAGCGCGUAUACUGGACCGAGGUCACAAAAGGGGUCAUCGUGCGUGCCAAAUAUGACGGAAGUGAAAUGGAAGUUAUUGUUGACAGCGAGAAGGUCGCAAGUCCAGAAGGGAUUGCGGUUGACUGGAUGGGAAGGAACAUUUACUGGACAGACUCGUGGCUUGAUGCUAUUGAAGUGGCUAAGCUUGAUGGGAGCCACAGACGUACGCUCGUCUCCUCUGACCUGGUUGAUCCAAGGGCCAUUAUCGUCGAUCCACCUAAUGGUAAAAUGUACUGGGCCGAUUGGAGCCGAAACCGACCUAAGAUAGAAGUUGCAAACAUGGACGGAACCGACAGGCGGAUCCUCGUAAACUCGCCACUCAGCCUUCCAAAUGGCUUGACAAUCGUCCACUCAACGAAUGAACUAUGCUACUCUGAUGCCGGCAUGUGGGCUAUUUCCUGUGUGAAUUUAGGAGACCUAAGCAUGCGCAAAGCAUACAACCCAGCUCCUUAUCCGUUUGGUAUAACCAAUUUCAACAGGACUCUGUUCUGGACGGACUGGACUCUUGGAAGAAUUCAGAGAAUGGGAAUGAACUCCAAGUUCCCUGACAAGCCUCUAAGGUCAUUUGUAGGAAGCAAUGGAAAGAUAUUCCACAUUAAAGCGGUCCAACCGUGUGGAAUGACAGCCGCUGCAAUCAAGAACCCAUGUGCUGAUGCAAACGGCAACUGCUUGGGUUUGUGCUUAUUGAAGUCGAAAACCUACACAUGUUCAUGUCCUGAUGGACUUCAUCUUGUAAAAGCUGGUAACGUAACUAAAUGUCAAGAUAAAUGUGACAGUGCCCUUGGAAUGGAAAGUGGCCUAAUUACUGAUAAACAGCUUGCUGCACACUCAGCCUGGAAUGGAAACCACGCUCGUUACGGCGCAUCACGCGCUCGAUUGCACUUGAAAGAAUGGCCUCAGGGAUGGAAUGCACAACAAUUUGACCUGUCACCGUGGCUACAAAUAGACUUGGAUACAGUGCGCACCGUUACCGCAGCAGCAACGCAGGGGUAUGGGGAAGAGAAAGAGAAACAAUGGGUAAAGACAUAUGAGCUGAUGACAUCUGUUGACGGCGAGAGAUGGACCGUUUAUAGAGAAGGAGGAAGGAAACGGAUUUUUUUAGGGAACGUAGACACAGGAUCGGUAGCACGAAACGAACUCAAGAUGCCGCUGAGGACUCGCUGGCUCAGGAUCGUCCCUCGUUCAUGGAACAAUCAUAUUGGAAUGCGGGUGGAAUUCUACGGCUGCUGAGAUGACAAUGAAACGACCAACAUUUCCAAGCGGCAUAGAAAGACGGUUACACAAAUCAUUAUCGGCAACAGCAAAGGCAUACAGAGAAAGAUCAAUAACACCGUGACCUUCCUGGAAAGAGCUGAAUCUGAAACCUGUAGCAAAUGGCUUGACUGUAUUUUUCUUUUUUUGGAUGGAUAAAAGCUAGAUGAAGACUUAUUUGUAGACCUAGAUGGCAGUGCGAACUAUUCAUGUCUCAGUACAAGUAUACAAUAGUACUUCGAACUGCCUGCUCUGAAUAUCAACCACCGGAAUAGAUGAAUAUUGUUACAAGAGUUCGUUAAAGAAACACUCCAUUAUGAUAAUUAUUGAUAUGCUCGAUAACAAUUUAACCAAGUGAUGAAUUGUAAGAUUUUCUUAGGAUAUUAUCUGAGACCUUUGUUAGCCUCUAAACUUGCAAAAUCUGACAAGAACUCGUGUGCUGCGUUACAAUGUCUUUGACAUUAGAUCCGAGAGUUUCGUAUCUAAUCGAAGCAACACCCAAAAGACGAUGCGUUUGUCAAUUCUAGACACAUGUUUUCUCUGUUAUUUAUCCUGAUUACUUUUGAAAUAAAAAGUAGCAUAUCUAUCAUUUCCAGGAGAUAAAGUGCUAAGGUUGGACGUCAAUUUCAACUGCAAUAUUCCAAAGUCCGUUGAAGCGAGCUAGUCACAUAAGCUUUAAAUGUUUUAAUGUCGUUUGACUAUUACAUGUCAGAAAAAAAAAUUUCCCGGUCAAAUGUGUCAACGAUUAGAAUUCUUAAACAACAUUAGUACUAUAGUUGUAUCUGGAUGAAAUAGAAUAAAGUUUUGUGAAGACCUUGGUAAA
Molecule: messenger RNA, 8799 nt
Organism: Stylophora pistillata
Lineage: Eukaryota; Metazoa; Cnidaria; Anthozoa; Scleractinia; Pocilloporidae
Biological process (GO): cell-matrix adhesion
Molecular function (GO): calcium ion binding
Source: RefSeq, a predicted model, not a curated record